AUGAAGAGUGGAGGUGGUCAACACGGCUUCGUUCGAACCGGGAUGAUUCAUCCGUCGGGUUUUGGAGAAUCUACUAAACCUCAAUCAAAGCCUACCAACCAGUCAAAACUCACAGAAAAAUGUGAGCGGUCGUCUAAAUACAGUAAUUGUCAUGUGUCCCCGGCGAUGAAGUCCACUGACAAAUCAAAAGGACGCCGAAAGCUACAACCGACAGGUCGGUGGGCUGAGGACAAGCUAGGCCGGCUCACCGGCUCGGGUUCUUCCUCUGCUGGAUCCAUUUUGGAUACAUUAUGUGGAGACAAUUAUGAUGGUCAUGAUUAUGAUCAUGAUGAUGAUUGUUAA
Messenger RNA from Microthlaspi erraticum, 342 nucleotides. Lineage: Eukaryota; Viridiplantae; Streptophyta; Magnoliopsida; Brassicales; Brassicaceae. The record is from the annotation of a GenBank genome assembly.